AGAGAGAGAGAGAGAGAGAGAGAGAGAGAGAGAGAGAGAGAGGAAACUUAACUUGGCGUGGCUGGCUGCAGAGUGUCUCCCCUAUGCAGUGGCACUAAUGAGGUAAUCAACAUAUUGACAACAGUUCUCUUGGUGCAUCCCUUCAUAGAGACAAGGGACACAGGGACACCAGCCACCACCAUCGAGUGUCUAUUGAUCUGACAGUACACUGGAGCAGCAACAGCAGCAGGAGUAGCAGGAGGAGGAGGAGGAGGAGGAGGAGGAGGAGGAUGGUGAGGAGAAGUAUAAUGGAUGUUAUGUACCAUCUCUAUGCCUCUUACUCCAAUAUCAUCUCUCUCACCACUCAAGUAGGUAACAGAGUGGUGCAGCUAGCGGAGGAGGGAGGUGUUGAGCGGGAAAGCGAGGGACCAUCUUCUCCUGAGUCUCCGCUUCCUCCUGUCCAGGUUUUUCGGGGCAGUGAGGAGCAGCGGCGCACUCUACAGGAGCCGCCGACGGAGAACAGUGCAGCUGAAGACAAUAUCUGGUCAACGGGACUCGCCUCAUGGGACCCUUACUCUAGGCUGUCAGAGGAGCUGGAUGACGGAGGCGUGACAGAGACGAGGGAGACUGUGGAGGAAACACCCGUGAACGCAGAAGGAGGAGGAGGAGGAGGAGGGGUAGCUGGAAGUGGUAGUGAAGGAGAGAGGGAAGGAGGAGGUGGAGGAGGAGGGGAAGGUGGAGGAGGAGGAGAAGAGAAGGAGCAGUCUCGUGUAUAUGUCUCCUCAGCGAGUCUCAACAGAGGGCCUCCAGAUAUCGUUUUAUUUCAAGAAGGUCACGUGACUCCUCCUUCGUCAGCUGUGAUGCGGAACACGCCCUCCAGCAUCCCCUCCAACACACACAGGAUGGCGCAGGACAUCCGCAGCUACGGUUCCUACGAGAGUGUGCAGCUGCCGGGGAGCAUCAUGGACGACACACGACCCUUGGCCAACUCCGACGCGCUGCAGGCUAAGUACGACAAAUACCACGACCACUUCAAGCUGCAGAAAGGCUCAGACGACUCCAAGGUGAGGAAGACAGUCGAGACACUCUUCUUCCGGGACAACAAGCGACGCAUUGACUUCGUGCUGGUGUUCAAGGAUGACGGGGACGAGGAGCUGGCAGAGAGGAGGCGCGUCUUCCAGGAGAACUUGAUGGAGGAAGGCCUGGAGCUGGAGACUGAGGAUAAGACGCAAUCACAAGACGGCGAGACUUACUUUGUCAAAAUCCACGUUCCCUGGGACUUGCUGGCGCGCUAUGCUGAGAUUAUGAAGUUGAAGAAACCCAUCAAGAGAUUUAUUGUGAUACGAGGCGGCGAAGUCUGGAAGGACGAUACAGAUCAGAAGGGGCAUGGUCUGUUCGGCUGGCUGGGGAUGAAAGACCCGUUCCAGUACAACCACGAUCGAAUCCCCCCAGAGCCCAAUUAUUUCUCCACGGGGUUCUCCAGGUCACACAUUGAACAGUCGGGCUUGUCUGUGGUGUAUCCGAGGAUAGUUGUGUCCGCCACUCGCACACGGUCCAAGAGGAUGCUGAUCGACUACCAGAGAACUUUGGGCAAGAAUGAGUUCGAACCUCGUGAAGCGUUUCCGAAAGUUUCUAGAAUGUGCAGUCUUGGUGGAGGGACGCGGCGCUGCGGUUGUGUUUGGCGGAGGGUUUUGCGUCGCUUUGAGGAACAUCUCAUGGUAAAUUUACAAAAUCACGCUCGUUUGUCUCAACCUGGCGCACGAAACUGUUUUUCUUCUUCUUUUUUCUGGUUUAUCAUCAAGGACAGGGAAACGUUCUUCUCUCCGGCACAGCGAAGUCAGAUAGCCUGGGAGAUCCUGCUUCGUGUUCGCUACUCGAGUGUUGAGUUGGGUAUUGGCAUCACACGUCUCCUCUCCAGCGAUACAUACGUGGCUGCCUUCCCGCUUCACGACGGCCGCUAUGACAAGGAUGGUCCCGAUGGCGCGCUGUGUGACAGAAGGCUGCUGGUGGUGCUGGCGGCUGUGGUGAGUGUCAUCAUGUACCGCAUGGCCAUCGCUGUUGCCAUGUACCAGACUGAGUCGCCACUGUUCCGCCGCAAUGCCAAGCUAGUCACCUCCAUCACGGCAGCCAGCCUUAACUUGGUCAUCAUUAUUGUCUUCAACUUUUUCUACGAAAAGAUAGUGGUGUGGCUGACCAACCUGGAAGUGCCCAGGACGGAGACGGAGUAUGAGGAUUCCUUCACGCUCAAGAUGUUCCUCUUCCAGUUCGUCAACUAUUAUUCCUCCCUCAUCUACAUUGCUUUCUUCAAGGGCCGUUUCUUCUACCACCCUGGGGAUGAAGAGGCACGGUCCAAUGUGUUGAUGCAGUUGCGCUAUGACAUGUGUGAUCCGGCUGGCUGCCUCUUUGAGCUCUUCGUACAGCUGGCCAUUAUCAUGAUUGGCAAGCAAGUCUUCAACAAUGUGAUAGAAAUAUUCAUCCCCAUCAUGAAGGUGUGGUGGAACAAGCGGCGUGGCCACAGCAACCAGCUGAGUGAGGCUUACACACGCUGGGAGCAAGACUAUGACCUGGAGCCUUACACACGCCUCUCCCUCUUCAAUGAGUACCUGGAGAUGGUGAUCCAGUAUGGGUUUGUCACCAUCUUUGUGGCAGCAUUCCCACUCGCUCCAAUUUUUGCACUGCUCAACAACGUUGUGGAGAUCCGAAUCGAUGCUUACAAGUACUUGAGUAAGUGUCGGCGUCCUCGGGCGGAGCGGAUCCAGGACAUCGGCAUCUGGUUCGGCAUCCUGAAGGGCAUCACCUACUUCUCCGUCUUCACCAAUGCGGUGGUUAUCUCAUACACCAGCGACUUCAUCCCUCGGCUGGUGUAUAUGUAUGGCUACUCCCCGAAACACAACUUGGUGGGCUACAUCAAGAACACUCUCUCAGUCUUCAACACCUCGGAGUACAAGGAGAAUAUGGGGCCAGAGAAACGCGAUGGAUGGCCAGCCGUGUGUCACUACCGAGCCUAUCGCAACGGCCCGGAUGAUGAGAACCCUUAUGACAUCAACCAGCAAUUUUGGCACGUGUUCACCGCUCGCCUCGCCUUCAUCCUGAUUUUUGAGCAUGUGGUGUUCCUGCUAACGGGAGCUGUGGCCAUGGCUAUUCCUGACAUCCCCGUGGAGGUGCGGAACCAGAUGAAGAGAGAGAAGAAGGUGGAGAAAGAGACGCUUUUUGAAAAUGAGAUGCGCAAGAUCCGCCAGGAGAGGCAGGAGCGCCAGGUGCUGACGCCUGAUGAGGACCACCUCAAUCUGGACCUUGGGGAGGGCCUGCGUACCACCUGCAACUCACGUGCCGCCAGCCCCCUCAUGCCCACGCAUAAGUCCAGGGAGAUGCACUCGUAGGCCACACCUCCCUCUGUAGUGUAGCUUUGUAUGUUAUGGUGAUGUUAAUCCUUUCACUCUGUCUCCUCUUCCUCCACUUAGGAUGUGCUGAGGCAGGUGGGAGCAGACACUAGUACACUAAAGAUAUCAGGAAAUCCUCUCACCUUUGGUUUUCUGACAGCACUACAGUCUGUUUAAGUUAAUGUGGCAAUUGUUUUCUCAUUGUUCCUGGUGUCUUAUGCUGGUUAACUUUGUGUGGGUUUCCUCUUUACCUUUUGAUAUUGACAGUUGUUUCCACCCUUUCAUAUAACUGGAUCUCAUUGGUCAAACAGGAACUUUCCAUGUCAGUGAUAAGAUGUUAUUUUGAGGUUGCAACGUGAAAGAACUCGGAGGUCAUCCAGUGUAAAGAGACCUAAACAGACUGUAGUGUUGAUAUUUUCACCUCUGCUGUCCCUUGGUGUUUCUAGUUACAGGAGUCUCUCUUUCUCAUAAUCUUUCAUAUUUUUAUUCUAGCUCAAGUUGUUGUAAAGAAACAUCACCCGAUGCACCAAGUACUGAGAUGAGUGACAGUGCAGGUGGUGUGUGGAGGAAUGUGAGGUGGAGUGUUUGUUGAUUGUCUUAUUUUCUGUAGAUUAAUUUUCCUUACAUAUUAACAUUUUCUGUAUUCAAAGAUAAAGUGAGGCAUAAAAUUAGUCUUGCUGUCGCUGAGACAGGUGAAAGGUAAUCAAGAAAAGGAAAUCUUGGUUAUUGCCUUCAUAAAAGAGAGUUAAUUCCAAAUUACUAGAAUACUGUGAAGGUUCUUGAGUGUCGUCCUGAUGCACAUAGUUACUCCUAGGUAGUUUAUUUACCCAAUUGUUUAUUAGAAUUAAGCUCGGAAACUAAAGACUUGCAUGCCAUUUGAGCCAUACACAUGGCAAGAACAGACAUUCUUCACCUCAAUGGCUCCUCACUCCCACUGUCCUAGUCUCAGUUAUUAAUUUAUCAUUACAGUGAUGCAUCGCCAGUUGUCUGUGAUACGUGUGUACCUAAGUGUCCACCAAGGCUUUGGAAGCCUUGGGUUCUUUUGUUCUCUGUUUUUAUUUUUAUAAAUGUCUUAGUCAUUCCGUCUAUUGUGUGUUCAAUUAAGGGUAAUGGAAAGGGAACACUUUGUUUGUAUAAAGUGCCAUUCACUAUAACUCCGUCCAUGGAGAGCUGUUGGAUUGUAAAGUAUGUUCUCAGAAGAUGUACUUUUAAGUGCUUUGUGUCUCGCCACUUGAACUGUUCUUCAAUGAACACUACUUUGAAUUCUGUGCAGUGUUGAGUUGAGAUGCUCAGAGAAAGCAUUGCACAGGACAAGUGGAAUCUAGAACAGGCACUACUGUUGUAUGUUAAUUUUAGAGUUAGAGCUUUAGACUGUUACAGUGACAAUGGCAAAAUAACGUUAUGGUGGGCGUAUUUUAGCUUUUUUAUGACAAGUUGAACAGGUGAGGAUCUUUCUAGGUGCAUCCUGGUUCCUGAGCCAGUAGGCCCAAUGAAUGGUUUGUGCUGAGCCAGGUGUGGUGAAGUGCCUGUGUCUCAUUUCACUGAAGUAUAUCUUGACCAACAAUAACAAUGUGCAGCACAGUACUCGUAGUUCCUUGCAGUGUUUAAGUGAUGCACUGAGGCAGGGAAAUCCUCAGCACCACAACUAAAGUCCGAUUUCAUUGAUGCACAAGAAACUUCACAAUACCAUAAUUGUCUUGAAAAUUGUUUUGACUGCCUAAAUCAUUGUCUGACUACUGGGAGAUUUUUUUUUUUUUUUUUUUUUGGUCCACACCACAAUGACAGACUUUUGUCAGUUUUCAGAAUCAAGGAAUAUUACAAGCUUUAUAAAACAUUGUAAUUAUAUAUUUAGUGUUAUGAAGUAGCUCAUUUUUUGCAGCAAGCAGGGUGUAUGACUUAGGCUUGAGGUAAUGAAGAAUAUGAAAUACAUGUAAUGAAUGGAUUAGUGUGUGUGUGGGAAGAGUACACCAGCUAGUGUAUUGGAUGAUGAAAUGUGAAUGGGAUGCUAUUUACAUAUAGUCAGACUUUGGUUUUUAUACCAUUUGGUCUUGAUGGACUUUGUUGUUGAAAAUUGUCCGGUUUUGUACUUUCGAAAAUAAGUUAAGCCAAACUUGUCCACCUUUCUGCCCGACUUGGCCACUCAUUUACCAGAAUAAGCGCCCCCACAAAGUAUCCUGCAUUUGUGGCUUGCAUCUUGUUGAGUAAACAUCACCCUCUGCAUUUAUCAAAAUAUCAGUCAUGAAUUGUACUUGAGUGAGGUAGGGCUUGUGAAAUGCUGAACCUAGAAACAAUUAUGCUUUUCCCUAUUAUGAAAUGCAACCGUUGCAAGGUUGCAGCUUUUACCCCCUGCCUUGGUCAUGCUGGUGGUUAUGUUUUGAGUCCUGCUUUGGAUAUAUCCUCUCCUCCUCUCCAGCCCACAAGGUCUUUCCCUACUGCUGCCCUACACUAUGUUUACAAACUAGUCACUCAACACAGCCUCAAGAAUUCCCCCCCCCCUCUCUCUCUCUCUCUCUCUCUCUCUCUCUCUCUCUCUCUCUCUCUCAACCCACAGACCCACAGGAUGUCCCCCCACAGUAUGUUUACAAACCACAGUCACUCACCACAGCUUCUCCAGAAUAUCACCUCUCCAUUCCAUCCUCAACCCAACAGAGGACAGUAAAGUGCAGACUCUUCUUUUAAUACUUCUGUUACACCAAAUAUAUGAUGGUUAUAUUUGCAUUGGUGAUUGAUGCAGUUGUGAGCCUUUUGAAUGUAACCAAAAGAGAAAUACACGAAUGAUACUUUUAA
Messenger RNA from Portunus trituberculatus (swimming crab), 6146 nucleotides. Its product is annotated as anoctamin-5-like. Bases 270 to 3359 code for a protein of 1029 amino acids. Lineage: Eukaryota; Metazoa; Arthropoda; Malacostraca; Decapoda; Portunidae. The record is from RefSeq and is a predicted model, not a curated record. Gene Ontology annotation, molecular function: protein dimerization activity; chloride channel activity. Gene Ontology annotation, biological process: chloride transmembrane transport. Gene Ontology annotation, cellular component: plasma membrane. The transcript has 21 exons.